This is a messenger RNA of Trichoplusia ni (cabbage looper), 3369 nucleotides long. It is a transcript of the gene Su(dx), whose product is annotated as E3 ubiquitin-protein ligase Su(dx). The coding region runs from base 360 to 3086 and encodes 908 amino acids. NCBI's taxonomy places the organism in Eukaryota, Metazoa, Arthropoda, Insecta, Lepidoptera, Noctuidae. The transcript has 13 exons. The record is from RefSeq and is a predicted model, not a curated record. Gene Ontology annotation, biological process: ubiquitin-dependent protein catabolic process. Gene Ontology annotation, molecular function: ubiquitin protein ligase activity; protein binding.
ACACUAGACAAGACACAACAGUGCAGUGACUAAUUUCAGGAAUUUAGUAUUUAUAAUCAAUUUAAAAUUUAUUUUUAUCCAUAGUUCUUCAAAGAUUUUUCGUUAAAAAGAUCUAAAGAUUCCAUAUUGUUACCCUGUGAUAUUCGUGUGUAUUAUUUUCUAGUCUUAAAUAUCAGUGUAAUGAAUGUUCCGUGACGAUACAACAUUAUUUGUGUAUUUCCUUUCAGUGAGAUAAGAACAACGAUAUGAGAUAAUUUGAAGGACUUCUGUCCUUUGGAUCACUUCAUUUAAUGGAAAAUAAAUUUUGAACUAGAAUGUGUUAUAUUAUUAUUAUAAUAUGAACUGAGAAACUAAUCACAAUGACUGAAAGCAUACCAGCUCUAACAGCUCCAAUCUCCUUGUCAACAUAUCAUCAGCUGAGCCUCACAGUUGAGUCAGCAAGCAUAAAAAAUUCUGGACUCUUUAAACCCAAUCCAUACUUGCAAGUGGUGAUAGAUGACAAAAUAUCAAGACGAACUGAAGUCAUCAAAAGUACUUUACACCCAAAAUGGAAAGAAGACCUCACAGUGCUUGUUACACCACAAUCACAGCUACUGUUCCGGCUUGCAGAUUAUCACAGCUUUAGGAAAGAUAAUAUUAUUGGAGAAAAAAGAAUUAAUUUGUUAAAAGUCCUGUUAUACUGCAAUGGAAAAUGUGAUAAUGUGGAGCUGACUAUAGAUUUAAUGAAGACUGCGUCUCAGGAAAACACUUCUAAUGUAAGUGGGGAAGUUAAGUCAGCUGAGUUAGUGAUACUUCUGGAUGGCUUAAGGGUAGAUCCUUCUAUACUAAGUCAGUCUCAUGAAUUACUGGGAGAGAGCACCAGCUCUAGUGGUCCUCUCAAUGAGGGGGUUCGAGCUAGAAUUAGGAUCAGAAGCAAUCCGGAGGUAAUGAGAUCUAUGGGACGCCCACAGACAUUAAGGCCUCCGCCGGGUCCUCCCCCGCUCAGUAACGGCACGCUGCAGCACGGCGGGCCCAGUGGGCUUCCCGGCCCGGCAGGCCCUCCGCCUAGCGCGAGCGCUGCGCCCGCUACCACGACGGCUGACAGCGGCGCCGGCCCGUCACACGCGGACGCCGAGCCCGCCGCGCCCGGCCUCGCCGUGGUCUACGCUAACUCUGCUGAGGAGCCACUGCCAGCGGGCUGGGAGAUGCGUUAUGAUGUCUAUGGCCGAAGAUAUUACGUGGACCACAACACGCGGUCGACGUCGUGGGAGCGGCCGCAGCCGCUGCCGCCGGGCUGGGAGGUGCGGCGCGACCCUCGCGGGCGCGUGUACUACGUGGACCACAACACGCGCACCACGACGUGGCAGCGCCCCGACACGGAGCGCCUGGCGCGCUUCCAGCACUGGCGCGGCGAGCGCCGCCACGUGGUCGCGCAGGGCAACCAGCGCUUCCUCUACCCCAACCCGCAGCCGCCGCACCAGCCCGACUCCGACCAUGAUCUUAACGCUACCGGUAGCGGCGCAGCAGCCGGCACGAGCGUGGCCGUGGCGCCGAUCAGCAGCACGAGCGCGACUGCGGGCGUCCUGCCGGCGGCGGGCGGGGGCGCGGGCGGGGGCGCAGGCGGGGGCGCGGGCGCGCCCGGGCUGGCGGGCGCGGCCGGCAGCUCGCCCGCGCCCGACGACUCGCUGGGCGCGCUGCCCGCCGGCUGGGAGCGCCGCGUGCAGCCCGACGGACGCGUCUACUAUGUCAACCACAAGAAUCGCACCACGCAGUGGGAGGACCCACGCACACAGGGUCAAGAAGUGAGCGCCCUGGAGGAAGCUUUGCCACCAGGCUGGGAGAUAAGAUUUACGGAGGAAGGUAACCGUUACUUCGUGGACCACAACACUCGCACGACCACGUUCCAGGACCCGCGGCCCGGGGCGCCCAAAGGCCCGCAGGGCGCAUACGGCGUGCCCAGAGCUUAUGAGCGCUCUUUCCGGUGGAAACUUAGCCAAUUUAGAUAUCUCUGUCAAAGCAAUGCGUUGCCCAGCCACAUUAAAAUUACAUUGUCUCGGCAGUCGCUUUUUGAAGAUUCCUAUCACCAGAUUAUGCGAUUGCCUGCUUACGAGUUGCGCAGACGACUGUAUAUAAUAUUCCGAGGAGAAGAGGGAUUAGAUUAUGGCGGCGUCAGUCGAGAGUGGUUCUUUUUACUGUCGCAUGAAGUUUUGAACCCUAUGUACUGCUUAUUCGAGUAUGCUAACAAAAACAACUACAGCCUACAAAUCAACCCAGCCAGCUAUGUCAAUCCAGACCACUUGCUGUAUUUUAAGUUUAUCGGAAGAUUUAUAGCAAUGGCAUUGUAUCAUGGCCGAUUUAUUUACUCUGGGUUUACAAUGCCUUUCUACAAAAGAAUGUUAAACAAGAAACUUACCAUGAAAGAUAUAGAAUCCAUAGACCCCGAAUUCUACAACUCUUUAGUGUGGAUCAAAGAUAACAAUAUAGAUGAGUGUGGUUUAGAGAUGUGGUACAGUGUCGACUUCGAGGUGUUAGGACAAGUCAUACACCACGAGUUGAAGCCAUCUGGAGACAAGGAACGCGUCACUGAGGCAAAUAAGGAGCACUAUCUACAACUAGUGACCCAGUGGCGAAUGACACGUGGUAUAGAAGAACAAACUUCAGCAUUCCUAGAUGGUUUUAAUGAGGUUGUACCUCUUGAGUGGUUGAAAUACUUUGAUGAGCGCGAGUUGGAGUUAAUGCUGUGCGGUAUGCAGGAGGUUGAUGUUGAUGAUUGGCAGAGGAACACUAUUUACCGGCACUAUACGCGCACAAGCAAACAAGUCCUUUGGUUCUGGCAGUUUGUGCGUCAAAUGGAUAACGAAAAGCGAGCGAGAUUACUGCAGUUUGUGACCGGCACGUGUAGAGUUCCUGUCGGCGGAUUCGCUGAGCUCAUGGGAUCAAAUGGACCGCAAAGGUUCUGUAUAGAAAAGGUCGGAAAGGACACUUGGCUACCUCGUUCCCAUACCUGUUUCAAUCGGCUCGACUUACCACCAUAUAAAAGCUACGAGCAGUUAUGCGAAAAACUGAACUUCGCGAUAGAAGAAACUGAAGGCUUUGGCCAGGAGUAAUGUAAUUGUUAUAUAUUAUUGUUAGAAUCAAUGAAAUAGUUAUUGUAAAUUAUUAUUACAUGAAUGCACCACCUCAAAGUGAGGAAUUCACCAAUGGAAUUGGUGCUGUCAUUAAAAGACCAACCAAAUAAUUAUAUGAAUAUAUUUGUAAUAAAUUAAUUCUAUAUGAUAAACAUAUGUAGAUAUUGUUAGUGUAAUAUGUCGGUUGUUUAAGAAGUAUUUGUUUGAACUACAUUUAAAACAAAGUUCUUCUAAAAGUUCAUUAAAUAAUUUUUAAACAGAG